AUUUCAGAAGGUUUCUCACUCCAGGUCCUUGAGUGAUACCCAUGCUGCUUUCUCCUGCAUGCCCAGCCCCUCUGAAGAUGCCCAGGAGAGGAUCUCUUGCCCUGUGGACACUUGUGGUGCUGCUGCAACUGGCGCUUGUCCCAUCACAGCUGGCAGGCUACCUCCUCAAUCCCUGUUUGGAGGUCAGCCCUAACAGAACUUUCAGAUGCAUGGGACUGAAUGUCUCUGGAGUUCCUGCUGAAGUCCCAAAUACCACCCAGAAUUUGGAUCUCAGUUUCAGCAAUCUGAAAUCACUGGGGUCAAAUUAUUUUUCAUCAGUCCCUGAACUUCAGCUUCUGGAUCUUACAAGGUGCCAACUCCAUACAAUAGAAGAUAACUCCUUUAAGGAUCUUCAUAAACUUUCCACCUUAAUUUUAACUGCCAAUCCUCUCCAGUACCAGGGGACAGCAGCCUUCUACGGCUUAACAUCUCUGAAAAAACUAGUACUGGUGGAAACCAACAUAACCUCUCUGACUGACCUACCCAUUGGACACUUGCAUACCCUGCAGGAGCUGAAUCUGGGCCACAACAACAUUGUUUCAUUGAAGCUUCCCAAGUAUUUCACCAACCUGACCUCUCUCAGGCACCUGAGCUUUCUCUCUAACAAGAUCACAUAUAUCUCCAAAGGAGACCUCGAUGCCCUGAGGGAAGCGAACAGGCUGAAUCUCACACUGGUACUUUCCUUGAAUAAUAUAAAAUACAUACAGCCAGGGUCCUUUGCAAAGAUUCACCUUGGUGAGCUGGUUCUAAGGUCCUCUUUUGAGAACUUCAAUGUGAUGCACACUUCUCUUCAAGGCCUGACUGGUUUACAGGUCACCAGACUAAUAGUUGGAGAAUUCAGCAACAGUCAGAGACUGGUAGACUUUCAGAGCGGACUCUUGAGUGGACUGUGCCAGGUACAAAUGCAAGAGUUUGUCUUAAUCUGUUUCAGAGGAUUUGAGAAUAACACAGACACUCUUUUUAACUGCAUAGGCAAUGUCUCCAGUAUUCGGUUGGUGGACCUCCAACUUGAAGAGGUGUCAGAGGUUCCUAUGUUCUCUCAAGUGAAACAGCUGGAAUGCAAGAAAUGCAAGUUUAAGGAAGUGCCUGCCAUGAAGCUGUCUCUUUUCAAGGAGCUGAGAGUGCUUCGUAUUACCAAGAGCAAACACCUCAAUAGCUUCCAGCAGAAAUUUGAGAGUCUGAGUAACCUGGAGGUCAUAGAUUUGAGUGAGAAUCGCCUCACCUUCACUGGCUGCUGUUCCCCUCAGUUUCGCAACUGUCCAAAUUUGAAACACUUGAACCUAAGCUUCAAUUCUGACAUCAGUGUGACUGGAGAUUUCACUAAUGUAAAGGAUUUGUUAUAUUUGGACCUUCAGCACACAAAGUUGUUCGGUCCUGGCUCCUACCCUGUCUUUCUAUCCCUUCAGAAACUCAUUUACCUUGAUAUUUCCUAUACCAGAACUCUUGUUAAAUCCCAGUGUACAUUUUGUGGCUUGAACUCUUUGCAAGUGCUCAAGAUGGCAGGCAACUCCUUUGAGAACAAUAAAUUGGCCAACAACUUCAAAAACCUAAGUCACCUCCACACCUUGGAUAUUUCAAGUUGCAAAUUAGUACAGGUGGAUCAAAGUACAUUUGAUGCCCUCUCUGAACUAAAAGAGCUAAACAUCAGCAACAAUAAGUUGCUGAGCUUUGAUCCUGUAGUCUACAAGCCGCUCCGAGCCCUCACAGCCCUGGAUUUUAGCAACAACCAGCUGAGUGUUCUGUUGGAGUCAGCCCUGGAAAUCCUGCCUGAUAGUCUGGUCCAGUUAGACAUCUCUCGAAACCUGUUUGAAUGCUCUUGUGUAUACUUGAACUUUCUGAAAUGGAUCAAGGAAAAGCAGGAGCUACUGCAGAACAAGGAGUUGAUGAUAUGCCACACGCCUGCAUCCAUGAAUAGCGUGAGCCUGUCUAGCUUUGAUCUGUCGUCCUGCCAUCUCAAUGCAAGUACAGUGUCAUUCUCAGUGAUCACGUUGCUUGCUGCAGUGGUGUUCCUUUUCCUGAUUUACAGGUACUACUUCCAGCUAUACUACUCAUUGGUGCUGCUCAGUGGGUGUAAACACUCUGCAGAAAGGGGUGACACCUAUGAUGCAUUUGUUAUCCACUCCAGCAAAGACCAAGAAUGGGUGAUAAAAGAGCUGGUUGAACCCUUAGAAGGAGGAACACCUCCCUUCCAGCUUUGUCUUUACUACAGGGAUUUCCUACCAGGGAUACCCAUUGUCACCAAUAUCAUCCAAGAAGGUUUUCUGAGUAGCAGGAAUGUCAUCGCAGUCAUCUCUACUAACUUCCUGGAAAGUAAGUGGUGUAGCUUUGAGUUUGACAUUGCCCAGUCCUGGCAGCUUGUUGAAGGAAAGGCUGGAAUCAUCAUGAUUGUACUAGAAGAAGUGAAUACGGCCUUGCUGAGGCAGAGGCUGGGGCUGUCCCGAUACCUGAAGAGGAACACCUAUCUGGAGUGGAAAAACAAGGAAAUAAGUAGGCACAUCUUCUGGAGGCAGCUGACAGGAGUCCUGCUAGAAGGCAAAAAAUGGAAUCACGAGGCGGUGAAGCUCAUGUGAAGAGAAAGAGAGAUCACUUCUCUCCUGUCUCCCAUCCUGGCCAUGGCUGAUGGCUGGUGCUCAGGCGUUGCUUCUUCUGUGGCUGUUCAGAGUUGGAGGAAGUGGAUGGAGGCACUGUAAAAGCACUACAGAAAUACCUGCCUUGCUGGUGACCCUUUCUCAAAGGAACUUGCAAGCUAAGGAGUGACAACAGCUAGAAGAGCUGCACGUGCCUGAGCUCCAUGUUUGUCUGCAGCUGUCAACCAAAGCUGGUCCAGCAAUCCACACAGGUCUGGUGGGUUGGUGAACAGACGGACUGCUCUUACUGUCAUUUGUCUGCCUCUGAAACUGAACUUGCAUUCUGGGGCCAUUUACCCAGUGGAACUUCAGGGUCCGUUGCUUUGAGUGGACCCCAGGAUCUCCAGGGGAGAGCAAAGGUGCAGGAUUCUUGGCUCUAAAAAUGGUGGGAAACAGAAACAAGAUUUGAAUCCUGAAAGUCUUGGGUCUGCCUCCUUAGGCACCAUGACUCAGGGGAAAAACCCUACAGAGAGAAAUGGGAUGCCCUACAGCCAUAAACCACCUGGCAGCUACUUAGUGAAGCUGAGCAGUUAUGUUGUCAGUGUGGGGGGAGGUUGCCGUUGGUGGGAAAUUUCCCCAACAUGUUUAUUUUGGUUUUCUUUAGACCAAAACCAAAUACUGAAACCCCCAAAUAUUUCCAUCACCUGCAACUCUUAUUUAUAUUCAGAUUAUAUAGCAUUUGAGAGAGUGGUUUGAGGUUUUCUUGUGGGAUCCAAAAAUCAGUGCGACCAGAAGAAGCCAUAGAAAUGCUUAACACCUUUAAAAUCAAG
Messenger RNA from Haliaeetus leucocephalus (bald eagle), 3436 nucleotides. RefSeq names its product toll-like receptor 4 (gene TLR4). NCBI's taxonomy places the organism in Eukaryota, Metazoa, Chordata, Aves, Accipitriformes, Accipitridae. Bases 42 to 2609 code for a protein of 855 amino acids. The transcript is spliced from 3 exons. Gene Ontology annotation, cellular component: membrane. Gene Ontology annotation, biological process: immune response; inflammatory response; toll-like receptor signaling pathway. The record is from RefSeq and is a predicted model, not a curated record. Gene Ontology annotation, molecular function: protein binding; transmembrane signaling receptor activity; lipopolysaccharide binding.